Messenger RNA from Gekko japonicus, 5479 nucleotides. RefSeq names its product family with sequence similarity 110 member C (gene FAM110C). Gene Ontology annotation, biological process: positive regulation of cell migration; regulation of cell projection assembly. The record is from RefSeq and is a predicted model, not a curated record. The transcript has 2 exons. The coding region runs from base 219 to 1304 and encodes 361 amino acids. NCBI's taxonomy places the organism in Eukaryota, Metazoa, Chordata, Lepidosauria, Squamata, Gekkonidae. Gene Ontology annotation, molecular function: alpha-tubulin binding. Gene Ontology annotation, cellular component: cell cortex.
GGCAGGCACAGGCAGCGGGGCUUUGCUGAAGCACAGGAGUUGUUCCUGCCAUCAGAAAUAAAUUUUAAAAAGCAGCAGCAGAGGGUUGGCACUUUGGCAAUAAUCCCUGGAUGUCUUCUACCUGAAGAGUAAGGUGGUGGUGGUGGGGGAACGGAUGUUGUGCAACCUGCUUUUCUUUUUCCUGAACUGUGAGUGAGCUUGGAACACCUGAACUUGAUAUGCCAACUGAAAUCUCUCAUGCAGUGAGAAUGCAUGCCAUCUCCGGCUUCCAUUCCUCGCUGACAGUGCGGCUUCUCAACAAAGGUCCUGAGUACCUUCGCAAGCAGAUGGAGGCAGGCACCCCUGGCAGGAAGAGUGCUGUGGAAAGACUGGCAGCGGAUAAGGCAAAGUAUGUAAAAAGUCAGCAAGUAAGCAGUGCUAAGCAGGGGCCGAUCUCUGCCCUCAGCUCUGCUUCAGAGAGCAGCUGUGAGAGCAGUUCUGUGGAAAGUAAAAAAGUCAACAACAACUUGGCUGAGGGAGAAAGCAUCAAAAUCGUGGAGCGAGUUAACACAGUGGUGGACUCUGGCCCAGCUCCCCGUGAACACGGCCCUCCCAUAGCGAGGCGAAGCAGUUCCAAGAGGCAAAUCAGACCAGACUCUUUAGUGAUCUAUCGCCAGAAGUGUGAAUUUGUGAGAGGCCAAAGCCAUGACAACAGUCGUGGGAGUUUAGUGAGAAGGCUGUUCCAGGGAUCUUUCAAGGAAAAGCAGCUGGUUUCUGAGGUGUCCAAAGCCAUCCUCAAGGAAGACAUUGCGCCUACAACAGAAGGGCCUCUACUGAUUGAAGAUGUGGGCAAUAAACUUGACGCAGGAGGGCAGAACAUAACUCUGAGCACAGGUACAGCAACCAUUCUCGCCAGCAGAUGUGAGAAUGCUUCAAAUCAGACUGUGGUGCCUCCUGAAGUGAGGAGGAGAGGUCUCCACCGGUCUCAGUCGGACAUUUCUUCCCGAUACUCAAAAUCUUUCUCUGAGUUUGACACUUUCUUUAAGUAUUGCGGCCUUGAGCCUGAAGUAAUAGAGGACCUUGGGCAAGAGAACUUUUCCGUGGCUUCUGAUAACAUCUCUUUCCGGAUUCGCAGCACCAGUGUGGCAACGUCAGAAAGUGACUUCACCAGGCACAGUGGUGACGAUGGGUUGCUGGAAGAAGAACUAACAGAGCAGGUUCCCACAGGCUUGUCAGUGAUUGAACGCAAUGCUCGGAUAAUCAAAUGGCUCUACACAUGUAAGAAAGCCAAGGAGAACAAAAAUGUGCUGCAGGAGUUCGUGUGAUGAUGUGUUCCCUUCCCAAAAUGUGUUGCAGCAAGAACUGAAGUGUUCUUUGAACUAAUCAGAACGUGGAUUUGUAGCAACCAUUUUGGCCAUUCUUCCUCAGCAGUGUAACUGUGUCCUGCAACCCAACAACACCAUGUUUGACUGAAAUGCAACCUGAAUCUGGGAGUCAAUAAUAGCUUCUGGAAAAGAAGGAAGAACCCUUCUGAAAUCUGUAGAUCUGCAAGUCAUUCCCCCAUAACAACAUCAUGAACAUACUAAAGGUUACAGUGAUGUUGGUUCGUGCACAUUUGAAUUUUCUGACUCGCAAUCUUACAGCAAAACAGAAAUCUUGUCAUAAUACCCUCCAAGUGCUGCUUCCUAGAAGAUGAUUUCUCAUAUGAAUAUCACCAACGUAACAGGAAUAAAUUAAAUAUCCAUUAUGUAUGGCAAAUACUCGAGGCACUUUUGCUGGGUGCUGAGAAGCUGCAAACAGCAACGAUCUCCCAAACACCUAUAUAGAGCAAAAAAGAUGUAUACAAUUGUCUCAAGUUAUUGAUGUGUGUAUGGUUUUCCAACUUGACAUUUCAGCUCAGUUCAGACAGAACAGAAAACAAUGGUUUUAUGUUGUUAAGAAUGGACAGUUUGUGGAACCAAGAAUCAUCUUGCAGACAAUCAUUUCAGUUCUAUUUUGCCUCAACAAAUGAUGGUUUCAUCACCUUUGCUCUGGUUGGUCAUAUCUGUAGGUGGGUGGUAUAUGAGGGCAGCACUAGGAAACCAGCCAAGAUUAAGCCAGGAUAUCCAUGUGUCUAUACAUUACACAAAUCCAUAGUUUAGACUAACUAUGAUUAAUAAACCAAUGUCAGGGUUUGGCAUCCUGAUAUGAUGGACCAUGAACUAUGAUGGGGUGGAGCCAUGGCUUAAUAGUGCAAGGUCCAGGUCCCAUAUGGUUGCCAGGCCGCUGGCGGAGGGCUCCCUCUUAGGUUCCUGGAGUUUUUGGCAUGCUGCAAAGCAUGCAUGCCGCAAUGAUGUCCACUGGAAGUGACAUCAUCAUACAGGGCACACUGUAGGGAAUGCUCAGUCAUUUGGGGGAAUGCUCAGUCAUUUUUCCUCAAACCAUAAAGUAUCCCCCUAACAUGCUCUGCGUGAUGAUGUCACCUCCGGCACAGAUGAGGCUCUUUGGGGGCAGGGUUCUGCCUGUCGGUGGGCUCAGGGGUGGCAGAUCGGGGCCCCCAAAAGUGGAUAUACCCCCACCCGCAUUGGGGAAUGGCAACCCUAAAGUCCCAGGUUCAAUCCCCAGCUGGAGGAUUUAAAGGAUCAAUUAGUAGGUGAUGUGGAAGAGCUCAACCUGAGACUGUGUUGCUGGCAGUCAGUGUAGACAGUACUGACCUUGAUGAACCAAUGGUCAAAUUCAGUACAAGGCAGCUUCAUGUUCAUGCAUUCAGCUAACCAUAUUUAGCAGAUUGGCCUGAUUCAGAUGGUCACACUAACCAUAGUGGGUUUGAUUUGCUCUUUUUGUGUGUGUUUGUGUUUUUAUAAUAUAUACCAAAACUGAGCCUUUGUGUGAAGUAGCCAUGAAAUUGGAACACAGUAUAACAAAGCACCUGCCUAUGUUUCUAACAGAAAUCUGUUUCCUAACACAAAUGUUCUUCUGGAAUAUAUGGUCCAUCCAUUCUUUCCAGAACAUGCAAUGACUCCAUAAAUGCCAUUUUUUAAAGAAAUGCAAGCCAUUUUAUGCUCCUAGUAUCCAUAGGUACUUCUUUUUGCAUUCUGUAAAGCAUCAUCUCCAGCUUUGUUAUAUUUUAGAUAAAAGUUAGACAACAACAAAAAUACAGGAUAAUGGACAAGGCCAUAGUUAACAGUCUCCCUCCGCCCCUUUCUUGCACUUUCUGAAAAGCCAUUCUUGAAACCUAGGUGAUCCUCCAGUAAGAACUGGAGAUACAUGGGAAUACAGCCAAAAGAGAGAAUUAGCAGUCUCCUCCCCUUGAGUAUGUUGAUUCCCUGGGUUCUUUGGAUCCCAGCCAUAGUCUUGGCACAGUAUGAAAUGAUGCUGCAGACACAACGGAGCUGCUCUUUAUUAGAAAAGGCCAUUGCUUUUUUUAUAGGACUGCUGGGAUGCGAAGUAAAAUGUGUGGUCUAGACAGGCCUGCAGGCACACAGCUGUCUGGAGUAGUUAACAGUAUCAGUGUAAAGAUGGCUUUUGACUUGGGUUUUCCAAACAGGGUCUGCUUCUCCACCACUUGGGAGCAGCUCUCAUUUAUGCAACAGCAAGCAAGCAAAAACAUGUCUUUCCCUGUUAUUUCAUACAUACAUGACUUUUCAUGCACUGGCACUCGCAAAUACCACAGAGGUCUGCAGCAUGCAUUUUACUGUUGGGAGUUUAGGAACACUGACAUUUGGGCAAAUGGUUUAAAAACUGAACACAUUUCAUAUCCAAACGCGUAGCAAUCAAAAGGGCUGGAUUGAGGCUGCAAUGCUAAAUAUGCUUAGUGAGAUUUACUUCAGAGUAUACAUUGUUAGAAUUGCAGUGGUAGUUAGGUAAUUCUUCUAAUUUGUAAGGUGUGAUUGCUACCAGGAUUUAUUUUUCAUAGAAAAUUAGACAACAAAACAAUGCAGAAUGGAUUGGGCUCUUGGUCUUUCUAUAUUGAAUAACAGGCCAUAUCAAUUUACAAUAAUAAUUAACAAAAAACCCUUCUGGACAUUCCUGAGAUGGUGCCAGCCAAGCCAGUCCAGGGAUGGCAUGCUUGAACUGAAAUAGCAGCAAACAGCUCACGCUAUGUGCUUCAGUUAUGCCAGGACAACUCUCACUUUGUUCUAAUGAUUCCUGGUUUUUUAUUAAUGAAAUACCAAAGCAGGCUUUGAGGAAUGGAGGGCAUUUUGGAUGAUGGCUGCCGAAUGUAAGAAGGUCUUUAACUGGAAAAGAUAGUUGCUAAUGUCUAAAGAGCAACGCUCUAUAAAAUAUAUAAUCUUCUUUGCUGUCAAUAUACCACCGCUCCAAAGAAUCAUACUAACUCCAGAAGCUGUAAUCUUACGUAGGUGUGGUUCAGGGAUCAAUCCUAAAGAGGUUUGUUCUGAAGUAACUCCCAUGUAAUUCAUUGGGACUCAGUCCCAGGAAAUUGCUUUUAGGAUGUCAGAUUCCCAUCAGAACACUAUUUAUUCCUCAAGAUUCAGCUAUAUGCUAUAUUCGUGUUCUGCUGCCAUGUUUGGCAUAGUAGAGCAAAGAACUCGUCUGCUGAAAGCUGAAAGGGUGAGUGGAGUGGCCUCCUGUUUUGUUUGUUUUUUUGAAAAGCACAAGCUCUCAGACAAGUACUGCUGUCAGCAGAGGAACAUGGCAAUUCCUUUGCCAUUCCAAGAACAGUCCCAUGAUGAGCUCUUGCCAGUUACUUGCCAUGUUGCACCAAAGAAACAGCUAAUCUUACUGAAAUAAUUAGUAAAAUAAGCACUUGAUGAGCACUUUUCUGUGUCUUUUUUAACCCUGUCAAAUGUGUGUGUGUGUGUGUUAAAGAAAGGGAUCAAGUAUGUUAAUUUAGGAUUUUUUUAAAUGAUAAAACUCUAACCCGACAAUCCUUGGAUCUCCUCCUGAUUCAAAGGGUCUACUAGGCACAUAGAGUUCUCACCACAUAUGUCAAUGGAACAGAUUAAUCAGCACAAGCACUCUGUUAAGUGCACAGAUCAGCUCCUGAUAUUGAAAUGGGUGGAAACCCACAUGUCUACAGGAGCUCUGUGCAUGCAUCAGAAGACAUACAGACCUCUUGAUCUGUUUGCAAGACUGCAAGGAUGAAAUAUAUUUUAUUUUUAAUUUAUUCCAGUGUUAGGAAGCUAAAACCAGCACCUGAAGUGCUAAUUAAUAAAUUUAUGUAAGUAAAAAUAUUAUCUUCAUUAGUCAGUAGAACAUAUUGUCCUCAGUUUCUACAGUCCAUUUUGCCUUGGAUGUUCUGAUAUUACUAUGUGUCUCACUAGGUGGUGUGUGUGUGUAUAUAUAUAUAAUGUAGUUUUUAAAAACUGUUCUCUCCAAGUGGCUGAUACUUAAAAACAAUGUUUAAAAAAUGUGUUUUGUUCUACCUUGUGCUUUGAGCUUGGAAGUUGUUGUGAAACGAAAAUAUUCUCUUCCAUUAUAGUAAAUAUUGUUACAUUGUCAUCACUGAUUCCUACUCUGAACCACAUGCUUCUAAUGUGGUAGGAGGUUACCCAAUACU